AGCAUCAUCGGGGUGAAGGCGCCACCGGCAGACAUCAGUGACAUCAUCCACUCCACGGAAAAGGGUGACUGGAACAAGCUCUGCAUCCUUGACAUGUUCCUGGGCUGCAUCGCCAAAGCACUCACCGUGCAGCUCAAAGCCAAAGGCACCACCAUCUCUGGCACGGCCGGCAUGGCUGCGGGAAAAGGGGUCACUACCGUCACCCUGCCUAUGAUCUUCAACUCCAGCUACAUUCGCAGAGGUGAGAGCCACUGGUGGAUGAAGGGGUCGACUCCUCCUCAGAUAGCAGAGAUCAUCAUAAAGCUGGUUAAAGACAUGGCAGCUGGACACCUUUCGGAUGCUUGGUCCAGAGUCACCAAAAAUGCAAUAGCUGAGACCAUCAUAGCGCUGACCAAAAUGGAGGAGGAGCAUCGGUCGCCUGUACGCUGUAUCGCCACAACAAGGCUGUGGCUGGCUUUAGCUUCACUGUGCGUGCUGGAUCAGGACCACGUGGACAGGUUGUCAUCUGGACGCUGGAUGGGCAAAGAUGGGCAGCAGAAGCAGAUGCCCAUGUGUGACAACCACGAUGACGGGGAGACGGCAGCCAUCAUCCUGUGUAACAUGUGCGGCAACCUCUGCACCGACUGCGACCGCUUCCUCCACCUGCACCGCCGCACACGCUCCCACCAGAGACAGGUGUUUAAGGAGGAAGAGGAGGCCAUAAAGGUAGAUCUCCAUGAAGGCUGCGGGAGGACAAAACUUUUCUGGCUCAUGGCUCUGGCAGACUCCAAGACUAUGAAGGCCAUGGUGGAGUUCAGGGAGCACACAGGUAAACCAGCCUCCAGCAGCUCAGACGCCUGCAGGUUCUGUGGUACCAGAAAUGGAACUGAGCUGUCUGCGGUAGGCAGCGUCUGCUCAGACCCAGACUGUCAGGAGUAUGCUAAACUGGCGUGCAGUAAAACUCAUCCCUGUGGACACCCCUGUGGAGGAGUGAAGAACGAGGAGUCCUGCCUCCCAUGUCUGCACGGCUGCGACAAAAACACUGGCUGUCUGAAACAGGACGCAGAUGACAUGUGUAUGAUCUGCUUCACCGAGGCUCUCUCCGCUGCUCCUGCAGUUCAGCUGGACUGCACUCACGUGUUCCAUCUUCAGUGUACUCGUCGUGUUCUUGAGAACCGCUGGCUCGGCCGAAUCACAUUUGGGUUCAUGUUGUGUCCCAUUUGCAAGAACAAAAUCAAUCACUCGGUGAUAAAGGACCUGCUGGACCUCAAGGAGCUGUAUGAGGAUGUGAGGAGGAAGGCUCUGAUGAGGCUGGAGUAUGAGGGUCUGCACAAGAGCGAGGCAAUAACUACUCCAGGAGCUCGUUUCCAUAACGACCCUGCAGGCUUUGCCAUGAACAGAUAUGCAUACUAUGUCUGCUUCAAGUGCAAGAAGGCGUAUUUCGGGGGGGAGGCUCGCUGCGAUGCGGAGGCUGGACAGGGAGAUGACUACGACCCCAGUGAGCUGAUCUGUGGAGCGUGCUCAGACGUCUCCAGGGCUCAGAUGUGCUCAAAGCAUGGCACAGACUUCCUGGAGUAUAAAUGCCGGUACUGCUGUUCUGUGGCUGUUUUCUUCUGCUUUGGCACCACACACUUCUGCAACGCCUGCCACGAUGAUUUUCAGAGGAUGACCAGCGUCCCGAAGGAGGAGCUGCCCCAUUGUCCUGCAGGGCCCAAAGGCAAGCAGCUGGAGGGAACCGAGUGCCCUUUGCAUGUGGUUCACCCACCAACAGGGGAGGAGUUUGCCCUGGGCUGUGGGGUGUGCAGAAACGCCCACACCUUCUAAACAAAAAGACAAAGACUUAAACUGAAAACCAGUUCGUCUACUGUGAUUUCUGGCUGAUGCUGAAGCUCAGCGGUGAAAGCUUGGCUCUUGCAUUCGUCAAGUCUCCUGGACACUGGACCAGGUUUCUGCUCUCACGUCAAGAGUCCUCAGGUCUGCUCUUCUACCAACAUCAGUAUCCGGGCUCAGCUACGAACACGAGCUGUGGCUCCUUUUGGAUGCAGAGUAACCUGAAUUUAAAAAAAAAAAAAGAAACAAUAGAAAUUUAAAAAAAGAAGAAAAAAGAAAACUUGUGACGUGUUUGCAUGCGGCCGUUGUAUUCCCUCGGCUUCUAUAGACGUUGCACACCUCCUGAUCACUGACGUGUAACAUUGAAUAUGAAAUGAAUUUGCUUUAAGGCAACCGUGGCUCAGAGAGGGUUUAAAAAAAUAAGGAACAGGCCGUAUUUCCAGCUUCCUAACUAUACAUUUAAAAUAUUGUUGUAUGUAAACUUUUUCGUAAUCUUGUACAGUAUUCUCCACUGUCAAGUGCAUCAUGGGUUGACGGACAAAAAAAAAGAUACGUCGGUGGAUAAGACUGUUAAGAAUAUUAUGAUUGGGAGGAAAAUAGUGUACGAUUUAUCUAAUCCUGUAUAUAAUGAUACUAUUCAAAAAUAGCUGUAUUCCGAAGUUGCUACUCUUCACUUCAGUUUUGUUUGAUAUUCUGGGUUAUGUUUUGAGCCAGAACUUUUAAUGAAGUGCAAUACUGGGUGUGCCUCCUAUUUUGCAGCUGUUUAACCUAUGGAAUGUAUGUCAAUAAAGCCACUGUACAUUUUUAUACAGUAGACAGUCGUGAUUCCCCCUCUUCUAAAUGUCAGAUUUUUUUUUUCUGUUGUCUGGAAAUGAGAAGGAGGAGCCUGGCCUGCAGUGAAUGAAGGUGGAUGUAAAUUCUAUUAGCAGCUCUGUCAAAAUAGUACCAAAAUCUACAGUAAUACAAAAACAAACAGAAGACCUCACAGUGAGACUGAUUACAGCUGAAUGAUUGGAGGGGGCCAGUCUUCACACCAAAUAAAAUUUGUGCACCUGUAAUGCUUUUCCCUUGUAGGAGGCCGGGGGGGGAAGGGGUGUCAGAAAAACAGAGUGAUGGAAAAAAAGCAGCUGCUGUUAUAUAAAAAGCUUAAUACUUGUGAAUCUGCUCUGUAAUAUCUGUGGUGGAUGGAGUUGAAUGGUAAUAAACCAGGUUCUCUGUUUCGCAAAGUA
This is a messenger RNA of Labrus bergylta (ballan wrasse), 3038 nucleotides long. The record is from RefSeq and is a predicted model, not a curated record. Lineage: Eukaryota; Metazoa; Chordata; Actinopteri; Labriformes; Labridae.